This is a messenger RNA of Plasmodium gaboni, 3063 nucleotides long. Its product is annotated as putative CG2-related protein. The transcript has 2 exons. NCBI's taxonomy places the organism in Eukaryota, Apicomplexa, Aconoidasida, Haemosporida, Plasmodiidae. Bases 1 to 3063 code for a protein of 1020 amino acids. The record is from RefSeq and is a predicted model, not a curated record.
AUGAGCAGUAAAAAUGACAGUGGCCUUCUCCAAUUUUGUGAUGACAUUUUUUUGAACCUAAUAAAAUUUUUUUCAAUAAAUGAAACUUUAAAAUUGAAACUUGUGAAUAAAAAUAUUUAUGAAUAUUUAAAAGAUGAAAAUGUAUAUCAAUUGAAUACAUGUUUGAAUUUAAAUAAUUAUAUAAAAUUUGUAAAGUUUGUAAAGUCUGAUAAAUUCAGUGCUUUUCUCUUGUCAAUUCUGAAUGAUGAAAAAAAUAUAUAUGACAGUUCAUACUAUGUUAAGAAGAAUGCUCAAUAUGGCAUCAACAAAAAACAGCUAGUUCCAAAAGGAAAAGGAUUUUUACAAAAAAUAAUUUUAAAAGGGGAAUUUUUAAGAAAUGCUAAUUUUUAUGACUUAAGUAUUUUAUUAGCUAGUCAUGCAGAUACAUUAAAAGAAUUACAUAUUAAUGGUUUAAACGAUGUUAACUGUCCUUUAUUUAUAUAUUCCACGUAUAGUAUCAUUUUUGAAUUUUUUUCUAAAGAAGUUCUUUUUAAUAACCUAUCUUUCAAUUAUGUAACAAAAAAGGAUUUACAAAAAAUUCAGAAAUAUAUAUCAAGUCAACGAAAGGUACCUAAAAAGGAAAAAAAAAAAAAAUGUGAAAAAUGUGAUGAAAAAGUAGAAGAUCAGCUGAACAACAAAAGAUGUGAACAUGAGGAAGAACAUUUUUUAAAUAAAACAAAAAUGGAUGUAGAUAUAAACUUAUUUGAAAGUAAUAAAUUACCAAUAGAUAUUAAAUCAUCUUUAGAUAAACAAGUAUCUACUAGUACUCAAUAUUCUAUUGAUAGUGAAAUUUUUAUACAUACACAAUUUCCAACUGAUUCUCAAACAUAUAUAUCAAAUAAAAAUACAAAUGUAGUAGAAAAUAAAUCUUAUACUAAUCAAGAGAUAUAUUAUGAAAAGGACUCUUCUCUAGAAAAAAUUCAUAUAAAAGAACAUUUAGAUCUAAACGACAAUAAUGAAAUAUUCACUAAAGUUACAUAUACGAAUACAAAAGAAUACCAUAUAAAAUUAAACUCCAAAAAAAUUAAUAAUUUUAAUAUUAAUAAGGAAAAAAAUUAUAAGGAUGAAGAUAAUAAUAUAGUAUCUAAUGAAAAAAAGAAUUUAAUAAAAUUAUUCGAUAAGUUUGUAAAAAAUGAAAAAAAAAAAAAAAACCUUCCUAUAACUAAUAAAAAUAAAUUACAUAUGUUAUGUGAACAUAUUAGUAUAGUUUAUAAUUGUAAUAAGAAAUGUUUUGAAAAAAUAAAAAAUUAUAAACAAGAAACAAAUUUAAGUCCUUAUGUAAAUAAUCUUAUAAAUUUGAAAGUUUUAAAUUUAUCAGGUAUUCAAACUUAUGAUAUGAUUAAAAUGUUUAUUCCAAUAAACAUGCCAUCUCUCAAUAUUUUAAAUAUUUAUUCAUAUGAUUAUUUUUUUUAUUUUUAUAAUAUGCUCAUAUCAUUUUUUUUAUAUGGAAAUGGACAAGAAAUUUUUACAAAAUAUAUUAAUGUAAAAAAAAUUGAAGGACAAGAUGAAAAAGAUAAAACGUAUCAUAUAAAAAAUAAAAAAAAAAAUAUAUUCUUAGAGUAUAAUAAAAGAAUGUAUGAAGUUAUAAAAUUAAUGGAUAGACAAUUAAAGCAUACAUGUAAUAGUGCUUCAUCUUUUCAAAAAAUUUUUGAAGAUGAAGCAAUUAAUAAUUAUGAACUUCAUAUAAAAAAUAAUGACAACAAGGUAUUCAUAACUCCUUCAUAUCUAGAUAAUAUAUAUGUAAACCAUAUAAAUGCUCCAAUAUAUUAUGCGGAUGGAAAUUAUAUAAAAUACGACACAGAUGAUGAGAGCACAAAAUAUAUUGUUGAGCGAUCACCAAGUUGGUCAUGUAAUCAAAAUAUUGAAAGUUAUAAUAACAACAGAAAAGGAGAUGAUAUCACAAAAAUGGUGGAAAGUGAAUUAAAAGGUGACAGUGAAUUAAAAGAUUACAGUGAAUUAAAAGAUUACAGUGAAUUAAAAGAUUACAGUGAAUUAAAAGAUUACAGUGAAUUAAAAGCCGACAGUGAAUUAAUAGGUGAUAAAAAUAAUUGCGAUAAUUAUAAUUUCCAGGCAAAGGAAGAACAAAACUCUUCUGUUCAUAAUAAUAAAAAGAAAAUGAAAAAAUUAAAAAGAGGAGGAUACAUUUGGCCAAUAGAAAAUCAUAAAUAUAAAAAGAAUGUGAGUGUAGAAAUUUUGUAUCUUUUUAAAAAUAUUUUAGAAAAUGAAGAAAAAAAAGGAAGAAAAAAUAUUAUUUGUUUAUUGAAUAAUUUAAAUUUAGAACAUUUUUCUUUAUUUAAUUAUAGUUUGAGUAGUCCUUUUUUAUGGUUACUUCUCUUAAUAAAAAAUAAAAAUCUAAAAACCUUUUGUAUUUUAGAUAUAUGUUUAUCACAUCUACUGUGUGCACUAACAUUUCUAGAAGCUUAUCUUAAACAAAGUUUAUUUAAUUUUCAAGGAAUGAUGAGAAGAAGAAGAAAAAGAAUGGGCAGCAUUUAUUUUAAAUUUAAUGAUCAUGACGAAAUUAAAUUUAUUAACGAAACAUAUUCAAAACUGAUUAAUGAGAUGAAUCAAAAAAAAGAUAUAAAUGAAACUGAUCAAAUUCAUCAUAAUAAUAUCCAAAGUAAUAAUAGCAAUACAUAUAAUAACAUGUAUAUAAAUAAAAUAUAUAUUAAUAAUCAUAAUAACAACUCAACACAUACAAAUACCAAUACUUGUAACACACAUGAACAAAGUAAAGAUAAUUAUAAUACAAACAGAAAAAAAAAAAGUAAAAUACUUCAUAUCGUUAUUUAUGUUUAUAAUAAUACGAAAGAAAAUAAACAGUUUAUUAAAUAUAUAAGAAAAAUAUCACGAUCUCUGUGGAGAUGUAACUAUCUUGUAUAUUAUUCAAUACAUUAUUAUAAAUAUAAAUAUUUUAAUAAGUAUAUUGACAUAGAUAAUUUAUAUAGAGAUUAUAUUAUGAACAUUCUCUUAAAUAAUCAUAGGUUAAAUAAAUAUAUGGAUCAAAGUAAAAUGUUAACAUAUUAA